GCCCGUACUACUGGUUUGCCUUUAGUUUGGUUUAGGUUUUAAUCAGCUUUUUGUAUCAUCUUUUGCUGGUUCUUCAUUUCCACUUUUGGGUAGUUCAUCAUUGAAAAGCUCACAAUCAAGUUAACCCUUCACCAUCAUCUUGACAAUGGAUACCAACCGAACGUGGGAACCAUCACCAAGUUAUUCACAAUUUUUAACAGAGAGUAGUAAUUUUGUUCGUAUUAAUUUCCACCAAUUGGUCAACAAUUAUUCAUUUCCAGAGGACACAGUUAAAGAUUUGAGCAAGUGUUUAACCAAUCUUGAUCGUUAUGAUUACAUACUCAUGUUUGUUUUGGCAAUCUUCUGGACCAUAGUGCGGAAUAUUUUAACCACCAAUCUUUUCAAGCCUAUUGCCCGUUACUACAGAUUACCAAAGCAAGAAAGAGAAAAAUUACCCGAAAGUGCCUGGAAAUUCAUUUUUUAUCUAUCAACAUGGUGUUACACUGCAUACAUUUUACUAUGGCAAUCAGGAACCAACUACUUCUACAAACCCACCGAUGUUUGGAAAGACUAUUCCAUGUCCCUGGAUGUUCCGAAAGAUGUCUACGCUAUUUAUAUCGUUGAAAUUAGCUUCUAUCUCCAUUCGCUCUAUGCAACUAUAUUUGUUGAUCAUUGGAGGCGAGAUACAUUGGUCUUGAUGGGUCAUCACAUUGUUACAUCAUUACUUCUUGUCUUCUCCCUCUCAAUCAGAUGCCAUCGAGCUGGAUUAAUUGCUAUUUUUCUUCAUGAUGCUUGUGAUAUCCUCCUGGAAGGAACUAAAACCUGUCUUUAUUUCAAGAGACAAAAUAACAAGAAUAUUAAUAUCUUUGAAUUAUUGGCCAACAUUGGUUUCUGCUGUUUCACGGUUACUUGGUUUGUAACUCGACUUUAUUGGUUUCCAUUGAGAAAUGUUUUCAUUUCUUCAAUUUACGUCCAUCAACAUGGAAUCCAAGUACCAUUUCCACUUUUUCUCAAUUCGCUUCUCUACAUUUUACUCACAAUGAAUCUUUAUUGGUUUUCCUUUAUCAUUAAACUUCUUUACAAAGUGGUAACCGGUCAAGUUAAAGAAAUCGAAGACAACCGAGAAUAUGAACACGAUGAAACUAAUAAUACAAGUACAGAGUCAAAGGAAGAAAUCAAAAAUGAGGUGCAACAAAAGGUGAAGACGUUUAUUAAAGAUGGAUCUUCAACUGUUUUCUUAUUAAACCAACGGAAAGUAGAUCCAAGUGUAGGUCGAUCUGAAUAGGAAUGAAUUACAACCUGGCGAUAUAAUCGUUUUUUUGAGAUCAAAUUUUUACUCAUUGUAAUUUUAUGUAACGACAAACGCCAUCAACCCCUUUCAAGUCAAUCAAUCAUCUUUCAUUUCAUUUUCGAAUUUGAAUUCUAUUUUCAAAUCAACUCAAAAAUAGACUCCUCAAUCAUGCCAACAAUUAAUUCUAUUUUGUAGUUUAUAAAUAAAUUUUAUUGACAAUGGGUUUUGUAAUAUUUUUAUAUCUCACAAA
Molecule: messenger RNA, 1520 nt
Organism: Tetranychus urticae (two-spotted spider mite)
Lineage: Eukaryota; Metazoa; Arthropoda; Arachnida; Trombidiformes; Tetranychidae
Product: ceramide synthase 1
Biological process (GO): ceramide biosynthetic process
Cellular component (GO): membrane
Molecular function (GO): sphingosine N-acyltransferase activity
Source: RefSeq, a predicted model, not a curated record